Messenger RNA from Cydia pomonella (codling moth), 920 nucleotides. RefSeq lists its product as uncharacterized. Gene Ontology annotation, molecular function: serine-type endopeptidase inhibitor activity. Bases 121 to 840 code for a protein of 239 amino acids. The transcript is spliced from 3 exons. The record is from RefSeq and is a predicted model, not a curated record. NCBI's taxonomy places the organism in Eukaryota, Metazoa, Arthropoda, Insecta, Lepidoptera, Tortricidae.
UAUUUGUGUUUUAUGUAACUUUAAUAGUUAAUUUAAUGGUCUAUUUUGAAUGACUAUGGCCAAUUAACUUUCUUAAUUCCGUAUUAAAGUUAGGACGUUAGCUCUGUUACCCGAGCCAAGAUGAAACUGGAGUUUUCCUAUUUCCAACUUUUUGUACUAAUUGUUUAUUUUAAAUAUGUUAAACUAGUGCCAGACGAAUACUGCCUCUCUCCCCUAAACAAGAGCGACUGCGGGGUCCCUCCAACCCCUGUAUUCGCAUACUACAAGUACGGAUCGAGGUGCGAGAUCGAGUUUUGGCGCGGCUGCCCCACCGAGAACAUGUUUGAAAAUGAGUACCACUGUUCACACUACUGUAUAGGAAAGACGAAGUACUAUGGACGGGAAAGAGGUCUCUGGAAAGGAAGAGACAGUAUUUCCAUAGAAGACUUGAGUUUUAAAGAGCUCGAAGAUAUAAAUAAAAUUCUCCACGAAAUCGACAAAUCAGAAGAAAAAUUGGUUUACAUAAAUCCUGCUCGCAAACCGGCUACUAAAACUACAGUCAAACCCCAAACAGAGGCAACAAAAACUACAGAUAAAAUCAAAACUACAGAUAAAGCUAAAACUACAGAUACAAGCAAAACAGAGCAAACGGAAACUACAGUUGAUGCCAAAACUGAGGAAAUAAAAACUACAGUUGAAACUACAACAGAAGAGGAUGAAUCAGAAGAAGAAUCUGAGGAAGAUGAUGACACUGAAAAGCCUGGAAGAACUAAUGUCACUAUAACACAAGAGCCUGUGACAGGGCCUUAUAUAAACAAACCAACAGCUCUAAAACUAAGACAAAAUAGGAUGAGUACGUAACAAGUUAUUUCAAACAGAUUAUCCCUUUACCAUCAAGACAAAAGUCUAUAAAUGGAAAAUAAAAGUUGUACAUGGGUAAA